CCCAUAGCAACCAAUAAAAUGGCUUCUUUCAUUUCGCAGAGGCCUUUUUCAGAAAUGAAAGUAGUGAUCUGAUUGGUUGCUAUGGGCAACUCAACAAAUUUUCCUCUGGACAGGGUUUGAUACAUCUCCCCCCAUGUGGUUUUCUCUAUACUCCAAAAUCUAACAAGUUAUCUACAAUAUUAAAUGUAUUGAGCUUUUAUAACAAUCAUUAUGGCACUUCGGCUGCAAAACAGUUCAAUUUAGAGGAAUGGAUACGUUUUAGGCUACACAUGGAAAUUUGGCUACGAAGCUGCUAUCACGCCAUGGCAUUAAAGUGUGUAGGAAGGCUUCAUCCUGUACUGCAGCAGCUGAGGAACCCCGCCACAGCAUGUAUAUGGAGGACGGCACUGGUUGUCCCACAGCAGCAUCAUCAGGGGACACUUCUUAGCAGGCAUCUUGCUACAAAAAGCAGUAAAGGCAAAACUAAAGGACAAGCCCGGGUGAAUAUAAAUACUGCCUUAGUUGAAGACAUUAUCAGCUUAAAAGAUGUUGAACAAGAUAUGAAAAAUGUUAUUGAGAGUCUGAAGGAAGACUUCAACAAGAACCUAUCAAUCAGGACAUCUCCGGGUGCAUUUGAUCAUAUUCUUGUGAAAACAAAGGAUGGCAAAUUCCCCUUAAGUCAUUUAGGGCAAAUCACCCUAAAGUCUCCUCGACUGUUUGUGAUCAACAUGGCAAGUUUUCCAGAGAGCGCCGAUGCAGCUGUUAAUGCUUUAAGACAAAGUCAAAUGAACUUAAAUCCGGAACUAGAUGGGACGUUAAUCCGCGUCCCAGUCCCUCCGGUAACUCGUGAGCACAGGGAGAAUUUGACAAAACUGGCUAAACAACUGACAAACAAAGCAAAGGAUACAGUACGAAAGAUCCGCACGGGGGCUGUUCACAACGUCAAGAAAUGUAAGACUACAGUUUCCGAAGACACAAUAAAAUUGAUAGAAAAACAGAUCCAGCAAAUGGCAGAUGAUGUAUCAGCAGAAAUGGACAAACAGCUAACAUCAAAGUCUAAGGAGCUUCUGGAGUAGGACUUUUAAGAAGACCUGAACCAGCCGCACGUGAGCGGUGAUGGUACAUAAAAAAUAUUUACUAUCAAGGAGAGGCUGACUCUGAAUGUAUGGACGAUACUGGAACAUUAGGGAGACGUGGAGUAACAAUGGGCAGGUGGGAUCACAGUCAUCAUUUAUCUGGAGAUACAGGGCAAAUGUCAGAAUAAAAUAAAACAAAUGGUCCUUUUAGAUGAAAAAUCAGGUAACAUUGCCAAACGCAACCUGCAGCGCUCUCUCUGCACCUUGUGACAAUGGGGGAGAUUCAUCAAGACCCGUACAGAGGAAAAGUUAAUCAAUUGCCCAUAGCAACCAAUCAGAUGGCCGCUUUCAUUUUUCACAGGCCUUUUCAAAAAUAAAAGAAGCGAUCUGAUUGGUUGCAAUGGGCAACUGGUGACUUUUCCUCUGCACGGGUUUUGAUAAAUCUCCCCAUUAUACUUAUCCUGUUAUUAUACAACAUUUUCUUUAUAACAAAUAUUGUAUAAAAUAAUAAAGUUUAUAUCACAAAAUAUCA
This is a messenger RNA of Hyla sarda, 1587 nucleotides long. RefSeq names its product mitochondrial ribosome recycling factor (gene MRRF). Gene Ontology annotation, biological process: translation. Gene Ontology annotation, cellular component: mitochondrion. Lineage: Eukaryota; Metazoa; Chordata; Amphibia; Anura; Hylidae. The coding region runs from base 270 to 1055 and encodes 261 amino acids. The transcript has 7 exons. The record is from RefSeq and is a predicted model, not a curated record. Gene Ontology annotation, molecular function: ribosomal large subunit binding.